UAUGAUUUUGCGUUAUAUUCAGUAUAUUUAAGUAUAAAUAUCAACCGUAUAUCAUUAAAAUACAUCUAGAAGAAAUGUUUUUUUUUCUUCAAAAAUUUUACCUGAGACGAAUAUUCUUUAUUCAGCACUCUUAAAUCUGUUAUGCCAAUCGCAGAUUGGCUGAAAACUAGAAAAACGAUGGGAAAUAGGAUAUCCCUCAAAAACAAGAAUUGCGUCUUCAUUAUUAAAUUUACAGAUCGUGAACUUUUCUCUUAAAUUGCCUUUCAAUCAAAGGCUGACAUGAAUUCUCUAACUUGUUCCAAUAGGGACCGUGGCAGUUUUUCAUCUACUACAGAUUGUGCAGAGGAAGAUGAGCAGGAAGAUUCUUCUUCCUCUUUAGAUAAAGAGGAAGAAGACAAUGUGCAACAACUUUUGACAACUUUUAGAGAAAAGUGGAAGAAAGAACUUGAAGAUUCAUCAAAGCCGUUUAAGCUAACAAAACAACCUCAGCUAAAUACUUUGGAAAACUACUCUGGAGAUACAGAGACAAUUGCUAAGGAACUAUUUUUAAAAGGAAUUGAAAUGGAGAAAUGUGGUAAAUUGUAUGAAGCGAUACAAUUUUAUCGACGAGCUGUACAACUUGUACCUGAUAUAGAGUUCCGUUUGGACGAAAAAUCAAAAACGAAAUUGCGGGAAACCCCGAUUCGUGAUAACGACAAUAGUAUAGAAAAUGAGAAUAUUGUAGAAGAUAUGCAGAGCAGCAGUGAUGAAGAUGAAGAUGAAAUAAGAGGCGAUUUGUAUGCUCAUAUACUGAGAAAAGUAGGCACCAUGAAAUGGGUUUGCAUUCCAAAAUAUGAGCCAGAGGGGAUACACAUCAGAGAUUUACCAACUGAAAUAAUGUUGUACAUUUUGAAAUGGGUCGUUUCUUCUGAUUUGGAUAUGAGAUCUUUGGAAAUAUGCUCCCGUGUUAGUCGAGGAUUUUUUCUUUGCUCCAGAGAUUCGGAAAUUUGGCGAUUAGCUUGUGUUAGAACAUGGGGCUUGAAUUGCGGCGGUCUAACCAAUAUGUACUCUUCCUGGAGGCAGAUGUAUAUUGAAAGGGCUAGAUUAAAUUUUAAUGGGUGCUACAUAAGCAAAACGACGUACAUUCGACAUGGUGAAAAUAGUUUUCAAGAUCAAUAUUAUAGACCUUGGCAUAUGGUUACAUAUUACCGUUAUUUCAGAUUUUUUCCUGAAGGUAUAGUUUUGAUGCUGACAACGGCUGAUGAACCAGCUCAAAGUGUUAGCCAUCUUAAAUACAGGAAAUCGAAGAAUUUAGGUGUUUUAUCCGGCCAUUAUCGUCUCAAAGACGACAGAGUACUUAUUGUGGUCCAGCAUCAUACUGCACAAAUAAAAAAUAGAAAGGGUAGAAAAGAAUUAAUCCAACCAGACGGCAUUGCAGAGCAAAUUUCUCGACUGGAAUUACAGAUCAAAGAUCAUAAAAAGCAACGUCACGUCCAACUAGUAUGGAAAGACUAUUGUGUGUUUACCAGAAGAAGAAAUGGUAAUGAAAGUAAUUACAUUAUUGAUUUGGUAACGAAUAGAUUUCCUCCCUUGUGGUUUUCAAGAGUAAAGAGCUACACCUCAGAGACAGAGAGUCUUCUAAUGUGAUAAUUAAUGAGUUGUCCUUACUCAGUGAGUUGUUCUUACUAAUAAUUUAACGUUUAUUUUCCACCGAUUUAAUUUUCCUUUUAUAAACAAUUUUAGUUUGUCAUUUUGAAAUAAGUGGGAAAAAAAGGGUUUUUGAGGGAUUUACGUUUUUUGUUUUAAUUUUACUUUUAAAAAAGUAUAACUGCUGAAUAUCUAAUGUUGAUUGCUGUAAUAUAUUAAAUACACAACUAAAAUGAAAAAUACUAUGUACCUUUUUUCUUGUUCUGAAUAUACAAAAAAGAGGAUGUUAA
This is a messenger RNA of Agrilus planipennis (emerald ash borer), 1916 nucleotides long. RefSeq names its product F-box only protein 9. Bases 280 to 1626 code for a protein of 448 amino acids. The record is from RefSeq and is a predicted model, not a curated record. Gene Ontology annotation, cellular component: SCF ubiquitin ligase complex. The transcript is spliced from 9 exons. Gene Ontology annotation, molecular function: protein binding. Gene Ontology annotation, biological process: SCF-dependent proteasomal ubiquitin-dependent protein catabolic process. Lineage: Eukaryota; Metazoa; Arthropoda; Insecta; Coleoptera; Buprestidae.